Dama dama (fallow deer) is the source of this 1482-nucleotide messenger RNA. Its product is annotated as histone H4. The record is from RefSeq and is a predicted model, not a curated record. NCBI's taxonomy places the organism in Eukaryota, Metazoa, Chordata, Mammalia, Artiodactyla, Cervidae. Gene Ontology annotation, biological process: nucleosome assembly. Bases 66 to 377 code for a protein of 103 amino acids. Gene Ontology annotation, molecular function: DNA binding; structural constituent of chromatin; protein heterodimerization activity. The transcript has 2 exons. Gene Ontology annotation, cellular component: nucleosome.
AAUUACUCUUGACCAAGCAGUAGUCUCACUGCUGUAUCGCACACUCUUGCAACAAUUCAGGUAGUAUGUCUGGACGUGGUAAAGGCGGCAAAGGCCUUGGGAAGGGAGGCGCUAAGCGCCACCGCAAGGUUCUGCGAGACAAUAUCCAGGGUAUCACCAAGCCCGCCAUCCGCCGCCUGGCUCGUCGCGGUGGUGUGAAGCGCAUCUCCGGGCUCAUCUACGAAGAAACCCGCGGGGUGCUGAAGGUGUUCCUGGAGAAUGUGAUCCGGGACGCGGUCACCUACACGGAGCACGCCAAGCGCAAGACUGUUACCGCCAUGGACGUGGUCUACGCGCUCAAGCGCCAGGGCCGCACCCUCUAUGGCUUCGGCGGCUAAAGCUUCAUCCAGCAAGAAUACUGGAGUGGGUUUCCAUUUCCUACUCCAGGGGACCUUCUCAAUUCGAUCGAACCCGCGUCUCGCGUCUCCGGCAUUGGCAGGCGGCUUCUUUUCCACUGCACCACCUGGGAAGCCCGAAGUAUUUUAAUAAACAUUUGUGCAAAUUGCCAGAAACUGCCGGGGUGCUGCUGGUCGCUGACAAGCCAGAUUAAUUAAAUACGCUGCAGGAAAGACCCUGAGUAUUAAUGUUUGCAGUGAGCGACGCUGGGAUCUGCGCUCUGAUCUCUGCAGCCCCACCACCUCGUUGUCCUCCUCCGGGUCUCGCCCCAAACCUUCGCCUCCGGUACCUCUCAAGUUUGAGUCAUCCAUCAUGCUGACUGCCGUGACCCUUCGUAAACCCAGUGGUCUUGGUUUUUAAAGUGCCUUGGCAUUGCUGAUUUUCAUCCUCAGGCUGGAGGCCUCUGGCUAAGCAGUUUAUAAAUUCCCAUUUACUAUAUUCUGUUCUGAACCCUGAGGCCUCUAGCAGGGCCUUUGAGAUGGUAGACAGACGCUCCCUCCUUUGUGGUAAGGUGACUCUUAAGUGGCUCUCUUGUACUUUCAGCUUCAUUCCAGCUCGUCUCUCUCUGUACUCUGCUGUAAGUUAUACUCUAAAAUGAAACUUUCAAACAUGACAAUAUGGUUAACAAAAUUUUUUUUCGACGUGUGCUCAAUUGAUAAACCAGCCGACUGAUUGAAUAAUCAGCCUCCUUGAUUUUUUGUUUGAGACGUGUAUUGAUGACUGCUCUAGGAAACACUGCCGUCUCGUCAUUCUGCUAACACCUGUUUUUUGAUCCUGGAGGAGAUACUGACUAGGCAGUUGAGAAAGCGAGGUUCUUAAUUUCAGGUGAGACUUCUGGACUAGAGAAAAAAACUGAGGACUCAUCAACAUAUAAAUGGUCAGACUGGAUGAGAGCACUAAGAACUUAAACAUGUUUUAUAGCAGCACGUUGUUUGUAAAUGAGUGGAAGCAAUAGAAAUUGUCAUCAAAACAGACCACAGAAAAUACCUAUAUCCAUAAAAUGGUGUCUUAGUUCAGGCUGAUACAAUAAAAAUACCAUGGACCUUG